Messenger RNA from Thamnophis elegans (Western terrestrial garter snake), 3847 nucleotides. RefSeq names its product WD repeat-containing protein 11. NCBI's taxonomy places the organism in Eukaryota, Metazoa, Chordata, Lepidosauria, Squamata, Natricidae. The transcript has 29 exons. Gene Ontology annotation, molecular function: protein binding. Gene Ontology annotation, cellular component: cytoplasm. The record is from RefSeq and is a predicted model, not a curated record. Bases 68 to 3736 code for a protein of 1222 amino acids.
GGUGCGUUUCCUGGAUUUCACCCGUUGGCCGUUUUAAUCCGCUCGUCCUUUUGUUUUCUUCUCGGCCAUGCAGCCUUACAUGGUAAACAUCAAACUUUCGGCUCGGACCCUCACUGGGGCCCUUAACCCUCAGAAUAGAGGAGCCGCAGACUGGGGCUGGCAAGGACUGAUUGCAUAUGGAUGCCAUUCUCUCAUUCUGGUGAUUGACUCCAAAACUGCUCAGACCUUACAGGUUUUGGAAAAGCACAAGGCUACUGUAGUCAAGGUUAAAUGGGCUAAAGAAAACUACCAUCACAAUAUUGGAUCACCUUAUGCUUUGCGUUUGGCUACUGCUGAUGCUAGUGGAAAAAUAAUUGUUUGGGAUGUAGCUACAGGAACUUCUCGCUGUGAAAUCCAAGAGCAUACAAAACCAAUUCAAGACAUGCAGUGGUUAUGGAAUCAGGAUGCAUCUCGAGAUUUACUCCUUGCUGUUCAUCCUCCCAAUUAUAUCGUGUUAUGGAAUGCCGAUACUGGCACCAAAUUAUGGAAGAAAAGUUACGCAGAAAACAUUCUUUCUUUUUCAUUUGAUCCUUUUGAUCCUUCAAAUUUAACGUUGCUUACAAGUGAGGGAAUAGUGUUUAUUUCAGACUUCUCCCCUUCUAAAGCGCCUAUCAGUUCAGGGAAAAAAGUGUAUAUUUCCAGCCCUCAUUCUAGUCCUGUUCAUAAUAAGUUGGUAUCUGCUACAGGAGCUAAAAAGGCUCUGGACAAAGUAAAAAUUCUCAUCACUAAUGAAAAACCGAGUGCUGAAUCAGUAACAUUGAAUGACUGCCUUCAGCUAUCCUACCUACCUUCCAAGCGAAAUUACAUGUUAUUACUGUACCCAAGAGAAAUCUUGGUUCUGGAUCUUGAAGUCAAUCAGACAGUAGGUGUAAUAGCAAUUGAAAGAACAGGAGUGCCUUUUCUACAGGUAAUUCCUUGUGGCCAGCGUGAUGGAUUGUUCUGCCUACAUGAAAAUGGCUGUAUAACUCUGAGAGUUCGCAGAUCUACCACUAAUUUAAGUGCUGUACCAAAUAAAGACUCAGCAGAUCCUGAUCCCAUUCAGGAACUCAUCUAUGACUUACGAAGUCAGUGUGAUGCCAUUAGGGUUACCAAGACUGUUCGCCCAUUUAGUAUGGUGAGCUGCCCAGUGAAUGAAAAUUCUGUAGCUCUUAUAGUCAGUGAUGGAAGAGUAAUGAUAUGGGAGCUGAAAUCCACCAUUUCAAGCCAAGGUGUACGUACCAGCCAUUCCAAUGUAUCACCCUUGUAUUCACCUAUCUCAUUCUGUGGAACUCCUGUCGGGACCUUGCAGAAUAAGCUUCCAGAUCUGUCACUAGAUAAUAUGAUAAGUGCACUGUCUACUGAAGAUCAAGCAAAAAGUUAUUGUUUGCAAGAAGUACAUUUGAAGUUCAUUUUAACAGGCCUCCUUUCGGGACUUCCUUUGCCUCCAUUUGCUAUUCGCAUGUGUCCACCUCUUACCACCAAAAAUAUUAAGCAAUAUCAGCCCCUGCUUGCUGUGGGAACAAGCAAUGGGUCGGUCUUGGUGUAUAAUCUUACUAGUGGAUACUUAUAUAAAGAAUUAAGCAUUCAUUCAUGUGAAGUCAAGGGUAUUGAAUGGACAGGCUUGAAUGGCUUCCUUUCAUUUGCUACAUCUACACCUAAUAAUUUGGGAUUGGUGAGAAACGAAUUGCAAAUGGUUGAUCUUCCCACAGGUAGGAGCAUUGCCUUUCGUGGGGAGCGAGGUAACGAUGAACCAGCAAUUGAAAUGAUAAAGGUGUCCCACUUGAAGCAGUAUUUGGCAGUUGUUUUCAAAGAUAAGCCUUUGGAAUUAUGGGAUAUCAGGACAUGUACUCUUCUUAGAGAAAUGUCUAAAAACUUCCCUACAAUUACUGCUUUGGAAUGGUCCCCUUCUCAUAAUCUGAAGAGUUUAAGAAAGAAGCAGCUUGCAGCCCGAGAGGCUAUGGCGAGGCAAACAGUGGUAUCGGAUAGAGAAGAGAGCAGUCUGGAGUCUUCAAUGAUCAGCUUGUUGCAGGAAGCAGAGAGUAAAUCUGAAUUAAGUCAGAACAUUUCUGCUCGGGAGCACUUUGUUUUUACAGAUACUGAUGGACAAGUUUAUCACUUGACAGUGGAAGGGAAUUCUGUCAAAGACAGUGCGAGAAUUCCUCCUGAUGGAAGUAUGGGCAGUAUUACAUGCAUUGCCUGGAAAGGUGAUAUCCUAGUUCUGGGAGAUGUUGAUGGCAAUUUGAACUUCUGGGAUUUAAAAGCUAGGGUAUCCAGGGGCAUUCCCACCCACCGAGGCUGGGUGAGGAAGAUACGCUUUGCUCCUGGAAAAGGAAACCAAAAGCUGAUAGCAAUAUACAAUGAUGGGGCUGAAGUUUGGGAUACAAAGGAGGUCCAGAUGGUAAGCAGUUUAAGAAGUGGCAGAAAUGUCAGUUUCCGUAUACUUGAUGUUGACUGGUGCACGUCAGAUAAAGUGAUCUUAGCUUCAGAUGAUGGUUGUAUCAGAGUGCUAGAAAUGACAAUGAAGCCUGCGUGCUUUAGAAUGGAUGAACAAGAAUUGUCAGAACCUGUGUGGUGCCCAUAUCUUCCUCCUCCAAGAGCAUCCUUAGCUUUAAAGGCUUUCUUACUUCACCAACCUUGGGAUAAUAAGUAUUCUUUGGAUAUAUCAUUCAUCAAUUAUCCAGAAAAUGAAAAUAUUAAAAAUAUGUUGCAAGAUCAGUUAUAUUCAUUGUCCAAUGAUGUCAAGAAACUUUUGCUUGAUCCAGAGUUCACUCUUUUGCAGCGAUGCUUAUUAGUUUCAAGGCUGUACGGGGAUGAAUCUGAACUACACUUUUGGACUGUUGCUGCCCAUUAUUUGCAUACUUAUUCCUGCAACAAAUCAUUAACCAUAAAGGCAGAAGAUGGACUUGCUUCUCAAGAAAACUGGAUCAGUCCGCUAGAUAUAUGUUACGAUAUUCUCUGUGAAAAUUCCUAUUUCCAGAAAUUCCAGCUUGAAAGAGUCAACAUUCAAGAAGUUAAAAGAUCAAAUUAUGAUCACACAAGGAAAUGCACAGAUCAACUCUUGCUUUUGGGCCAGACUGACAGAGCUGUGCAGUUGCUUUUGGAAACCAGUGCCGAGAACCCUUAUUAUUAUUGUGAUUCACUCAAGGCAUGUCUUGUCACCACAGUUACUUCCUCGGGCCCUUCCCAAAGUACCAUUAAAUUGGUAGCAACAAACAUGAUUGCCAAUGGAAAGCUGGCAGAGGGUGUCCAGCUAUUGUGUUUAAUAGAUAAAGCUGCUGAUGCCUGUCGUUACCUACAAACCUAUGGGGAAUGGAAUCGAGCUGCAUGGCUUGCAAAGGUUCGCCUGAAUGCAGAAGAAUGCGCAGAUGUUUUGAAGCGUUGGGUGGAUCAUCUUUGUUCUCCACAAAUCAAUCAAAAAUCCAAGGCAAUACUUGUUCUUCUUUCCCUGGGUUGUUUCAUGAGAGUGGCUGAGAUGUUACAUAGUAUGAGGCAUUUUGACCGAGCUGCACUGUUUCUUGAGGCCUGCCUUAAGUAUGGCACUAUUGAAGUUAAUGAAGAUGCAAAGAAAUUAAUCCAUGCAAUAUUUGCCGAUUAUGCCAGAAGUCUGAAGUCUCUAGGGUUUAAGCAGGCUGCUAUUUUGUUUGCCACAAAAGCAGGAAUACCAGGCAAAAAUCUCUUGAGUGAACUUGAACAACAGAAGGAAGGCGUCAAAGAAUGAGAACUCUUUAGAAAACAGCUAGAAGUUAUGAUUUUCCAUGGGAUGAGUCAUUGGUGCAAUAAUACUUAAGAAACAAAGUUUUUUUUUUUUAAAAAAAGGUAUCUUUUAUCA